UGCAAACUAAAUGUACAACUUUAGCAAAUUGUAUACCAUAAUGUUGUCCAUUUUUGUUUACCGCGGAUUGCAGCGCUAGAAGAACGAAUAGAUAACGCCACAUUUUCCAACCGUUUUCUCGAUAGUUAGGACACUGUUUGAAGCAUCCGCUGAUGCGAUUCUCUUUUUAUAAGCUCGAGGCGGGCAACUUUGUUUUUGUCUGAGACUGGUAAUCAUGGUUCUAAGUACUGCUAAUCGUGGGAUCUGUUGAGCUAAGCUCAGGCUCUAUAAUCAGUAAUCAAAUUCCGCUUGUCGUGCCAAGAACGUUUAACUCUCAAGAUGUGUAUCCGAAGAUUUGUCAUACUUGUAUUUGUUUUGCUUCUGGGUCUGGUGAAUGCCACGCCCCGAACAGACAGUUUAUGGGAGUUGCGCAAGCUAAUGAGACAACAGGAUGAAGAGCAGCAGCAACAUGAUCAGAGAUUCAAUGAAGACAUCAACAGCUGGACACACGACUUGGACCAGAUGGGCAUUAAUUUUGUGGCAUUCAUCGAGCAGUGUCGCCCAUUGGGCAGCCAUUGUAGUCAGCGGCAUGUGCAACGCCAUUUGCGCUUUUUGCGACGCAGUUGCAAUGAGCUAAGAGGCCGGCUAGAUACCCUGGAGAUUAAAUACUUGGGAAAGAUCAGUGAAGAGCAGCUGUUGAUGCCAACACUGAGAGCAGUGCGUUUAGUUCUGCAGCAAUACGAUGCCGAGUUAAAAGUGAUUAAUGCUGAAGCUUAUAAAUUGGUAGAGCAGUAAAAUGAAUCAUAUUUAUGUUAUUUUGAGUAGCAGAUUUUUUAAUUGUUAUUUAACCAAGAAAGUGUUACACACUACAAAUAUUUAGGAAGGGUAUCUGUUCAGCGAAUUACGAAUUUAUUUCAAAUCAAUAAUGAAUAAAAAAUUUGAUCAAAUUUUAAUAAUAAAAGGUUUUGACUUAUAGCGGAACUUACGAAUUAACUC
This is a messenger RNA of Drosophila albomicans, 975 nucleotides long. RefSeq lists its product as uncharacterized. The transcript is spliced from 2 exons. The coding region runs from base 319 to 774 and encodes 151 amino acids. The record is from RefSeq and is a predicted model, not a curated record. NCBI's taxonomy places the organism in Eukaryota, Metazoa, Arthropoda, Insecta, Diptera, Drosophilidae.